Molecule: messenger RNA, 534 nt
Organism: Mycena indigotica
Lineage: Eukaryota; Fungi; Basidiomycota; Agaricomycetes; Agaricales; Mycenaceae
Exons: 3
Coding region: 1-534 (177 amino acids)
Biological process (GO): mycotoxin biosynthetic process
Source: RefSeq, a predicted model, not a curated record
AUGCACCUCCGCGGCGCCAGCGCGGUCCUGUGUCUAGCGCUCUUCGGCAGCGCGUUGGCCAGAGACCCUCACUUAGUCUCAGUAUCUACCCCCGCGCCAGGCGUCUCGCCCGUCUGGGACCUCCCGCUCGGCCCGGUCCUCAUGGACGUGCACAACACCGACAAGUACGCCCUCAACGGCUCUCUCGCCGACGCACAGUGGGCCGCGCUGACUGGCAGCCCCGACAACGACGUUAUCCACCUCGGGGAGAAGGAAUACAUGCUCUCGAUGACGCACCAGCUGCGCUGCCUCGACAUCAUCCGGCGGGACUACGUUGCUGGCUGGCAGGGCCGGCGGACGACACAUGUGGCGGCGCAGACGCAGCACUGUCUGAACUAUAUCCGCCAGAUGGUGCUGUGUCGCGGGGAUAGAAGGUUGGAGGAGGUGGUGGACCCGUUUGGCGAGCAUGCGGUGGAGGUGCGCGGGUCGAGGACGUGUAGAGAUUGGACGGCGGUGUUUGAAAGUAUCAAGACGGUCCAAGAACAUCGAUCGUAG